Messenger RNA from Plasmodium coatneyi, 3960 nucleotides. Its product is annotated as Transcription elongation factor. The record is from RefSeq and is a predicted model, not a curated record. NCBI's taxonomy places the organism in Eukaryota, Apicomplexa, Aconoidasida, Haemosporida, Plasmodiidae. Gene Ontology annotation, biological process: DNA-templated transcription. Bases 1 to 3960 code for a protein of 1319 amino acids. The transcript has a single exon.
AUGGGGGAAAAAGAGGAAGGCAGCAGAAAUGGCGAGAGUGAUGGGAAGGAACAAGACGGAGAAGACGUGGUGGAACCAAUACAAUUUGUAGAUGUGAACUCAACGAAUAUCUUCGACCUCGACAUAACACAGUUAGAUAUAAGAAGAGUGAAUAACCAUAUGAAGCUAAGUGACAUAAGCCAGUUAUACUACUACCUCAACAAGAACUCCUUCUGCUAUACAUCGGAGGAGAGGCCUUACAUUUCUAACAUGCUGGAGUUGAAAUAUUUUUUUUCCUCCAAUGAGGUUGAAAAUUAUGAAAUUCUGGAGCAGCUGAAACAGCAUGAUGCGAGGGAAAAUUCGAGGAUGCGUAAAUUCAACCUGGGCCGCCUCGUAGCGCGCAGCAAACUGGAGGAGAAAGAAAUGAUGGGAAUGUCAGGGGGGAAGAGGGGUCCACAUAAAGUGGGAUCCGCGUUGAGUGAAUACGGCGGCGUUACGCAGGUGGGCAGGGGCGAUGACGACAGUGAGGCGGAUGUGCAAACCGCUGGUGGUAGCGACAGCGGUGGUGGUAGUAACCACGAUAGUGAUAGUAACCACAGUAGUCAUAAUCAUUGCGAUAGUGAUGAUGGUGUUGUCCCUCUCCGUGGGGCAAGACCAAAUUGGAGGAAUAACCAAACGAAGAGACACCAUACCGUGGGGGAAGCGUGGCACACAUCCGUGUCUUCUACAAACUCGUGUCACUCCUCCGAGUCGAUUUCUUCAACCAGUUCGUACUCCUUCUGUUCGUCCACCUCAUCGUCGUCCGACUCUUCCUCCUCUUCGUCGUCUUCCCUCUCUGCAUUCUCACCCAACAGAACAGACAAGGGACGGAAAAAAGUCAACCACAUGAGCAAUUUAAAAAUUCUCGAUGUAAUCAAAAAGUACAAUGAAAAUUUAGAAAAAAUAAAAACGAAAAAAAAGAAAAAAAUUAAAAGUCGUAUUGGAAAGCUAAAAAAAUAUGACACGGUUAGCAUCCAAGGACAUAACAACAAAAUGGUCAUGUCACAGAUAUAUAAGAUUGUGAGAAAGAAGAGCAGCGUCAGCAUUAUAGGCCAAUUAAUAUAUAGCAGUAGUGACUGCAAGAAAUUUCUAUACAACAACAUCGAUUGUCACAUGAACAGGUGGAGUGUGUUGCCCUGCUUGGGGUACCUGAACGAUAUUAGUGAGCAAGAGGUGCUUCACAGGAUCCAGGUUUAUAACUUUUACGAGUUCAUUUACCUUUUUGAUGAGUUUCCCCUGUGUUGUCAGCAUAAUAGGAGGUUAAACGGGACUCAGUUCGGGCGAAUAGGCAACUCCGCAGACGGGGCAAAUCACAGCGGUCCCUGCGAGUACGACAACGAAAUUGUGUUCAACUCAGCACAGCGGCAGAAGAAUAACAGGAGGGACCAUCCCACUUGCAGCUUUAGAGUAUUUUACUACGAUCAAUUUUUGUGUAAAAACGCGCAGAUGGUUCCGCAGUUAGCCAAAAAUUGCAUAAGCAUAAACAGGAGCACUGGAGAAAAUUUCCAUUUUUACAAAAAUUCAAACGUCUACACAACGAUAAGGGACACCUACCAUGUUUUUCAUGACCCAAACAAUACCUACGUAUUGACCAACAAAUGUUUUGAGUACCUGUACUUCUUCUGUUUUAACUGUGACACGUAUUAUGAUUUAAAUAUAGUCCUGUGUAACCUUCUAUAUAACCACAUGAACGGUUUGAAGAAUUCCGACCCAGUUUGGGAAUUCACCAAAAUGUACCCCUUCGUUCAGAAGUACAAAAAAACAUAUGACGUAAGGAUCAAAAGACAAAGAGUAAAACAAACGGAUAUUUAUUUUAUCUGCCCGAAUUGUAUUCUCAAUAAUGUAUACAAUAUCAUGGAACAUCUCUUUUUUUUUUAUUACUUUUGCGAUAUUGUUAACGCGCAUAAUCAUGAUUUUUUAAUUUACAAUGAGUAUGUGAAAAAUAUUUUCCACGUUGACCUUCCGUUUUUUUGCCUGUACAAUGUGCCCAAGGAGAAGGCGCUGCUAAAUGCUCAGAAAAAAAAAAUGCCAAUUGUUGUUCAGAGGGGGAAAAAUUUGCCUGCACAUAAAGGGAGCAAGAAAAAAAAAAACUCCCUCGUGUGUGCAAACGGGAAACGCAAAAGCAACAGAAACGGGGAGGUGUUCCCCAUCGAGCGUGGGGGCAAACAUAAAAUCGGCAACCCCAUGGACAGUGGCAACAAUACCAGCACGACCGUCAGUACCGCCAGUAGCAAUACCAUUGGCAGUGACCGUUCCGCAGUUCGGGUGCAGGGACGGGCACACGUACAUGCACAGGCAAAGGCACAGGAACUGAUCGCUACAGCUUCCCACUCACCACCCUUGCGUGAUCGUCACGGCGAAGUGGCCAAAGGCGGAAGCCAAAAGGGGCAGCGAAUUUCACGCACGGGCAUGGCUAACAGGGAAAAGGAGCAACUCGGGGGGGAAACAACCAAAAUGGAAUAUGUAAAGGAGGAAGCCAAUGAAGCGGAAAAUCCAAGUCAUCCCUUAGAAGGAAGCCGUGUUAAGGGGGAGGUGUCCCCUACGCAGGGCUGCGGGCAGAUCCUCCAGGAAGAAGCCAAAACUAACAAAAGACGCAGCGACAGGAAGAGGAAGAAAAAAAAGGAAGACGACGAUGAGCUAUUUGAUGAGGCGUGCCUGUCAUACGAAAGCGAAGAGGAAGAUACCUUCGAAGAUUAUCUGGAUGGACACACGGACGAAGAUAUUGUGGAGGAGAACCAAAUUUUAAUUGAUGAGGUGUAUAGCGGGGAUUCUGAUUUUUGCAAAGAGGAGCAGACUUCCGGCAGGAAAAGAAGGAAGAAGACGGGCAAGAAAGUGAAGCCACUUAAGAGGGAGAGCGUUAAGGGGAAGAAGAGUGCCACAAGGGAGAAGGCAACCACUGCAGCAGGGGGUACCCAUUCCGUGGGGAGCAUCCCAGGAAGUGGGAAUUCCAUAGCCGCAGUGAUGAAGAAGGAAGAAGAGUUGAAAACGCUCGUUCACGACGUGAGGCGUACUUGCAACGAAGGCAACGCAACGAACAGAAGCAUAAGUAAAUACAAAAAAGUGAUAGACAAAAUAAAACACGCCCUCGAUAAGGAAGUCACAACAAAUGCAGGCACAACUACAGGUAAAACUACAGGCACCGUUACAGACACGAAGGAACUGAGUGAACGAAUCGUAAAAGGAGUCAUACAAAACUUCAGCGACAAAAUGGAAAUAAAGAUGAAGCUAUUUUCCAUCUGUUCUAACCUCAUGCGGAAGGACAACGCUGAAUUGAGAAAAAAAAUACUGAAUGGAAUAAUACAUGCCACAGAUUUAGCUCACAUGGACUCCUCUGACUUAGCUCCCAUUAGCUUGAAAAACAAGAGGAUGGAACACGAGAGGAAGUACUUCUAUGAAAACAUUUACCUCCGUGAGAAUAUUCUCGAUUUGAAAAAUAGUAAAAAGGUGGAAGAAGAGGAAGUUUUUCAUCACCCAAGUGUCAUUCUGGAGCAGAAGGAGCAACAACCGCAGCAGCAACAACAGCUGCAGCAGGGAAAUGCAUCGAUUGGCCAAGAUAGUGAAGUGAAUGGUGAAGGGCUAAUUCAUCCCUGUGAGGGAAAAAGGGGAUCGUUUUCCAAUCAGAGCGAUGAGUUGGAUACGUUAAAACAUGGGGAUAACAAUGGAGAGGAGAAAAAUGCCAUCCCCCCUAGUAGCAGUAAUGGCAACUUGAGCGAUUGCAAAAUAAGGAGAAAAGGAUCCUCCGGAAAUGAAGACCAGGAGAAGGAAAUGGGGGGGAUGAUACCACCUAUGGAGAAAUAUUCCUUUGAAUUUACCUACCAGAAUUUGAAGGGCAUGUAUGAGCACAUGCCUAAAUAUGCCUCAGCCCCCAUUAUGACCUUCCUGGACAAUUCCUACAACCGGGUCGUUGCCAUCAUGGAUGCCAGCAAGAAUGAGCAGCUUUAA